GUCACAGAAUUGUCAAUCAAACAAGUCUAAUGUUUUUUGUAAAAAUAAAUGGGAGGUUUUUUGUAACUUUCAAUAUUCCUUGAAAAUUUUAAAAUCUUAUCUAGUUUUUAUGCAUAAAAACGCAAUUAAAAGAAACUGUCAUAUGCGAGUGAUCACUAAUUUCCCACAUUUAAAACUUCAUUGGCAAUAAAACGAUGUUGGUGUUAGUCCUUGGAGAUUUGCACAUUCCCCACCGCUGCAGCAGCCUGCCGCCGAAAUUCAAGAAGCUUCUGCUCCCAGGAAGGAUCCAGCAUAUAUUAUGUACUGGCAACCUCUGCACCAAAGAGUCUUACGAUUAUUUGAAAACUCUGGCCAGUGACGUCCAUGUUGUAAGAGGAGAUUUUGAUGAGAAUUCGACAUAUCCAGAGCAGAAAGUUAUAACAGUGGGCCAAUUCCGCAUCGGGCUCAUUCACGGCCACCAAGUGGUCCCGUGGGGUGACGAAGAGUCCCUAGCCCUUGUUCAGCGACAGCUAGAUGUGGAUAUAUUGAUUUCCGGACAUACACACAGAUUUGAGGCCUACGAGCAUGAGAAUAAAUUUUAUAUCAACCCAGGAUCGGCAACUGGAGCUUAUAGCCCGCUCUUCAGGAAUGCAACCCCAUCUUUCGUUCUCAUGGACAUACAGAGCUCGACAGUGGUCACAUAUGUGUACAAACUCUUAGGAGACGAGGUCAAAGUGGAAAGGAUCGAGUUCAAAAAAGCCCAGUAAUGUAAUCACAAAAUAUUGUUUUCACAUGUUACGCCGGCUAUUUACUAUCAAACUAAAAUGGAUGCAGACGCGAAUGUACAAUCAUUGCAUAGUUUUUUUUAUUUACCGUAAAGAAAACCAGCAAUGUAUGCAGAAUCUGCUUAAGUUUGCUGAUUGGCCAGCAUUAAGUGUUACAUGGUAUAUUUUACCGAUAUGGUAUGAUGUACAAAAAUCAAAUUGAAAGACCUUUUUAAUUCUAUUUUCAUGAAUGUCUCUAAUUUAUAGGCUACUAAAGAAAAGCUAUAUUUAUUUGUCUCGCUUUAUAUCUAUUUAAUUAUGGAAAAAUUAAGUGAUUUGAAAAAAGUGUGAUUUUUCCAAUAUUAUUUGCAAUAAAGAUUAGAUUCCACCUGAUUCAAUAUCAGACAGUAUGAUUUAACAAACUAUUAUUUUUUUAAAUUAAGCAAUUAUUAAGUAAGGAUUGAUUCUGUUAUAUAAGUCAUAUGAUAUAAUAAAGGAAAUAAAUUUAUAUGUACAUUGAUAA
Molecule: messenger RNA, 1266 nt
Organism: Plodia interpunctella (Indianmeal moth)
Lineage: Eukaryota; Metazoa; Arthropoda; Insecta; Lepidoptera; Pyralidae
Gene: Vps29
Product: Vacuolar protein sorting 29
Exons: 4
Coding region: 195-746 (183 amino acids)
Biological process (GO): intracellular protein transport; retrograde transport, endosome to Golgi
Cellular component (GO): endosome; retromer complex
Source: RefSeq, a predicted model, not a curated record